Priceomyces carsonii is the source of this 2697-nucleotide messenger RNA. RefSeq names its product DNA-binding transcription factor (gene CAT8). The transcript has a single exon. Lineage: Eukaryota; Fungi; Ascomycota; Pichiomycetes; Serinales; Debaryomycetaceae. The coding region runs from base 1 to 2697 and encodes 898 amino acids. Gene Ontology annotation, molecular function: DNA binding; DNA-binding transcription factor activity, RNA polymerase II-specific; zinc ion binding. Gene Ontology annotation, biological process: regulation of DNA-templated transcription; DNA-templated transcription. The record is from RefSeq and is a predicted model, not a curated record.
AUGGAACUAAAGAAGAAAAUCUCAACUACAAAUACAAAGACUAUAAAGGCCCCAGGCAGCUCCAUUGAGAGAGUUGCGCAAGCCUGUGAUCGCUGUAGAGCGAAGAAAACCAAAUGUGAUGGAAAAAAGCCUGCUUGUUCCAGUUGUGCUACAAUCGGAAUAAAAUGCAUUGUGUCUGACAAGUUGUCGAGAAGAGCAUUCCCAAAAGGAUACACAGAAACGCUUGAAGAGCGUAUACGCCAACUCGAAGCCGAAAAUAAGAGGUUGGUAGGACUCGUUGACUUAAGAGACGAACAAUUAGAGUUACUAAAUGGCAAUAAACUUAAUGAUUCAUUAACAUCGACAAAUCUUUCACUUCUACAGAACAAACUCCAUGAAGAUGGAUGUCCCUGUGGCUGUGAAAAUCACCCCCAUUCACUACAUGAGAGGCCCGUUUCAAUAGCUGGUUCAGUUCAUGAAGGUAGUAGAGACUUGGCCAGCUCUGUGAAUCUUAGUGACGAUAAUGAUAGUCUACUUAGUUUUGACGAUAUUCUGCUGGUCGACUCAUCGUUUCAUCCUAUCAAUUCAAACGAAGUUAGACCUGCGCCGGGUGCAUUUGCCGCAGCCACAGCCAUUGCUAAAAUGCAAAGUAAACAUGAAUUUGAAAAUAAACAACAAAUGUUAACUUCAUUGGUUGCGAUAUCUUUACCACGUCUGACGGAAGAAACUUUAUUUAUUCCAACAUUGUUGGCAAAGAUUUGUCAAGUGUAUGGCUAUAAUUCUAAACCUGCAGUUUUAACUGCAAAUUCCAUCGCUUUGCUUAAAGAAAGUCCACCGCGGCCAAAGGAUUAUUCGGAUUCUGACGUAUUGAAUAAACUUAUAAUGAACCGCGAUGAUGUCACAAGAUUAGAUGAUGCCGAAGCAAUAUAUUUUAUAAAGAACUUGAUUGGCAUGCCAGACUCAAGGAUUGAUUUAGAUCAUUUGACCACCGUUUACUUUCAAGAAUGGGGGAAUAUAUUACCUGUGUUACAUAAGGAUACUUUCUUGAAAAAUUAUGUUAAUUUGACGAAUAUUUUAGAGCUGGGUCAUUUAAUUCCAGAAUAUGAGCCUAUAAGUUCGUAUGAACUGAUUGAAAAAUUUAGUGCUAUCAUAAUUUUGAUUUUGAGUUUGGCGUUGCUUUCGUCUUCAGGCUCUGAUUCCUAUUCAUCUAACCUCCUUUCAAGUAAAUCUAAAGAGCUUGAGUAUUAUGAUUAUCUUAUUCAUGAGUUUAUAAAGCCUCACUGCAUUAUCACGAGGCAUUGUUCAAUACAAUCAUUACAAAUUUUGGCCCUAGCCUUGCAAUAUUGUCUAGCAAUUGGAGACUUAACGACCUGUUAUGAGUUACGAGGAAGAACUAUUACCAUGGCGCAGCAACUAAGACUUCAUCGUUGUCCUGCUGCGGUCUUGGGAAUAAGUGGAAAUAAUAUGGAAAAUGCCAAUUUAAGAAAUUUAAUGCAGGGUGAAAGGCGUAUUUUAUUCUGGUGUAUUUAUUGUCUUGACAUUUAUUCAUCCUUAAACUUGGGUGUUCCUAGAUUAUUGAAAGAUUUUGAGGUGGAAUGUGCUAUGCCUUUUGCUGGAAACAAAGAUGAUGACGAUAUAAAUGAAAAUAUUUUAGUCGUGAAUAACACGAAGCUUUCCAUUGUUGGCAAGGUUUCAAAGUUUUCGUUGAGCUUCAUGCUUUAUUGUAAGGUUUUAGGUGAAAUAUUGGACUCAAUUUUCUCUAGAUUUGAGGAUACAAAUUUUCACAAGAAGGCAUUAAAUAGAGAUCAGAUGCUUGAUUGUUGGAGAAGAGAACUUUCGAGCGAUUUGAAAUUUGAAAUCGACGUUAAUGGCUUUACUACAAAAACUUUGACAGACUUAGAAUCUUACAACAAAUAUCAAUUAACGUUUAUGUUCCUCUAUUAUCAUGCUAAGAUAUUGAUAUAUCUACCUAUUAUUUCAAAAUAUGGUAAUCACCAUGAUGUUGGACUCUCGCAGAAGGAACGGUUAACGAAAGGUGAUGAGGAAAUGUCAAACAUCGUGACAAGUAUAAGUAUGAUACAGCAAUCGUCCAUCCAAAUAUUAGAAUGUCUUAAAUGUUUGCUGAAAGGUCUGCACACAUUAUCGGUUCCUUUGAAUGUUUCGAGAGAGAUGGCAAGAUUCUCUCUUUUAGUCGCACAAGGGAGUUUAGAUUAUAUUAGAGGAGGUCCAUUGUUCCAAAAUCUGAAGCAAUUACUAUUGGAGACUAUAUCUCUUUUAAUCAAAGAUUCGGAUUCUAACAUUCCUAACAAAUUAACUAGAAGCUCAGUUAAGUUAUUGGAAAUGGCAAUCUUAAGUAUACUAGGCUUGAAUACGAAUAAAGGCUCGCUCAAAAAGAAGCCCACCAACCCACAACAACCUAUCACAAAAACUGCAGUUGCAAGAGAACCAAAUCAAAGACGACCUAUAGGCAAAUCCAAACUCAAUGAUGACUCCUUGCCAAUCGACCUCUCGGUCCUUGAAAACGAGUUAUAUGAUGAAAAUGAAAAUUUGGAAGAUAUCUUGAUGUUUGACCCUUUCAAAGUUGAUUUAAGUCGUAAAGUCAUGAACGAUGAGUUUGUCACCGAUGGCUCCUUAGGGUUGGUUCCUUUCUUAGAUGGGAAUGGUCUCUUGAGCUACUCUGAAGUGCCUCACGCUGAGGACAUCACUCAGUCAUAUUGA